GUGCGCACCCACAUGCAUGUGUGUGUGUGGUCCUAGUGUAGGUGAUGUCUGCGGCCACACAGGAUGCUGACUGCGUGUGUGACUCGUGGGCAUGCAGAUGCAUGCAGACCUACGACACGUCUGGGUACAGGCUGAAGAUCACAAAGGGUCUGGCCAGGGUCCGCCGCGGGGCUCCGAGCUGGCGAGCACACCGACGGCUGGAUGGGGCGACGCUUCCUGCUCCGGUCCCUAACUCAUUAUUAAGCUCCUCGCUCUUUGCAGACGCUCCCUGCGCCUCCCCCGCUCCGGGCUGCAGCGGCGCAGGCGCCGGGCCGAGCCGAGCGCCGAGCGGGGAGCGGGCGGCCGCGCUCCGGGCCGGGGUCCCGGGGGAGCAGAUCCUCAGAAAUGGCCCUUGGUGCUGCAGGCGUGGUGGGCUCCGGGCCCAGGCACCAAGGGGGCACUGGAUGACUCUCCAGGUGCAGUACCCUGCCAUCUAUGACUCCAGGUCUUCAGCACCCACCCACUUCAGUACAGCGCCCCGGGAUGCCGUCUGGAGCGCGGAUGCCCCACCAGGGGGCGCCCAUGGGCCCCCCGGGCUCCCCGUACAUGGGCAGCCCCGCCGUGCGACCCGGCCUGGCCCCCGCGGGCAUGGAGCCCGCCCGCAAGCGAGCAGCGCCCCCGCCCGGGCAGAGCCAGGCACAGAGCCAGGGCCAGCCGGUGCCCACUGCCCCCGCGCGGAGCCGCAGUGCCAAGAGGAGGAAGAUGGCUGACAAAAUCCUCCCUCAAAGGAUUCGGGAGCUGGUCCCUGAGUCCCAGGCUUACAUGGACCUCUUAGCGUUUGAGAGGAAACUGGAUCAAACCAUCAUGAGGAAGCGGGUGGACAUCCAGGAGGCUCUGAAGAGGCCCAUGAAGCAAAAGCGGAAGCUGCGUCUUUAUAUCUCCAACACUUUUAACCCUGCGAAGCCGGAUGCUGAGGAUUCCGAUGGCAGCAUUGCCUCCUGGGAGCUGCGGGUAGAGGGGAAGCUCCUGGAUGAUCCCAGCAAACAGAAGCGGAAGUUCUCUUCUUUCUUCAAGAGUUUGGUCAUCGAGCUGGACAAAGAUCUUUAUGGCCCUGACAACCACCUCGUUGAGUGGCAUCGGACACCCACGACCCAGGAGACGGAUGGCUUCCAGGUGAAACGGCCCGGGGACCUGAGUGUGCGCUGCACACUGCUCCUCAUGCUGGACUACCAGCCUCCCCAGUUCAAACUGGAUCCCCGCCUAGCACGGCUGCUGGGAUUGCACACACAGAGCCGCUCAGCCAUCGUUCAGGCCCUGUGGCAGUAUGUGAAGACCAACAGGCUGCAAGACUCCCAUGAUAAGGAAUACAUCAAUGGGGACAAGUAUUUCCAGCAGAUUUUUGAUUGUCCCCGGCUGAAGUUUUCUGAGAUUCCCCAGCGCCUCACAGCCCUGCUACUGCCCCCUGACCCAAUUGUCAUCAACCAUGUCAUCAGCGUGGACCCUUCAGACAUUGACGUGGAGGUGGAGGAGCCAUUAAAGGGGCAGAUGAGCAGCUUCCUCCUGUCCACAGCCAACCAGCAGGAGAUCAGUGCUCUGGACAGUAAGAUCCAUGAGACGAUUGAGUCCAUAAAUCAGCUCAAGAUCCAGAGGGACUUCAUGCUAAGCUUCUCCAGGGACCCCAAAGGCUAUGUCCAAGACCUGCUCCGCUCCCAGAGCCGGGACCUCAAGGUGAUGACAGAUGUAGCUGGCAACCCCGAAGAGGAGCGCCGGGCUGAAUUCUACCACCAGCCCUGGUCCCAGGAGGCCGUCAGUCGCUACUUCUACUGUAAGAUCCAGCAGCGCAGGCAGGAGCUGGAGCAGUCGCUGGUUGUACGCAACACCUAGGAGCCCGGGAAUAAGCAGCACGACGGACCUUCUGGCCGCACCCAGAGCUCCAGCGCUCCGCCCCAGGCUCUGGCAUCACUCCUCUGCCGCUUUGGGGUGCAGGGCUGGAUUAAAAGUUAUUCAUCUGACA
This is a messenger RNA of Cebus imitator (Panamanian white-faced capuchin), 1993 nucleotides long. It is a transcript of the gene SMARCD3, whose product is annotated as SWI/SNF related, matrix associated, actin dependent regulator of chromatin, subfamily d, member 3. The transcript is spliced from 14 exons. The record is from RefSeq and is a predicted model, not a curated record. The coding region runs from base 475 to 1863 and encodes 462 amino acids. Lineage: Eukaryota; Metazoa; Chordata; Mammalia; Primates; Cebidae. Gene Ontology annotation, cellular component: SWI/SNF complex; nucleus. Gene Ontology annotation, biological process: regulation of transcription by RNA polymerase II.